AAACAAACUGUUCAUUUACAAAUAACAGUUUAAAAAUACAAACAAGUUUUAAAGAACGUGGGGGAGUGACCCCGAAGCAAAAAUAUUUGUGAAGAAGUAAUUUUUUUUACAUCAUUGACCUAAAUACAAAAUGCAUCCCAAUAGGCGUAGGAAAAAACGUCCUAAUUACGGAAUUCGAACAGUAGAAGUGGCUAGAGGACCAAAUGGUUUUGGUUUUACGAUUUCAGGACAACAGCCGUGUAUUUUGAGUUGUAUUGUGAAAGAUUCACCUGCAGAUCAAGCAGGGCUACGUGCUGGUGAUUUUUUGAUUUCAGUGAAUGAUGUAUCAGUUUCUAAAACAACACAUGAUGCUGUAGUAAACCUGAUUGGAAGUUGUGUUGCACCUAUUAAAAUGACUAUAGCUGAGAAUUAUUAUUCUGAUAGUAGUGAUGAAGAUUUAGAUGUGAGCCGUAUUAUAACUUGUAGAAAACCAAAGCACAAACCAAAACCUACCAGGACUCAUAGACUAAUCAAUCGUAAAAACCAUGAUGGGUUAUUCUUAUUGAAAAAUGCCAAUCAUAAUUGUUUACUAAAGUAUUCGAAUGGUAAUACAGAAGCUUCUGUUCCAACAAACCUCGCUAACAAUUCAGGUGAUCAAGCUAAUUCUAGAGAUUAUAAAGCACUUGUUGGAUAUCUUGGAGCGAUGGAGACACAGAAGCAGUUCUCAUCUGACGGCCAUUUAAAAGGGUUAGCCCUUGAAGAUCAAGGUGGUCCAAUUGAAUACAAAACAUUAGUUGGGUAUCUUGGAACUAUAGAAAUGCCAGAACAACUGUCUCCUGAAACAAGGCUCCAAACAGUAUGUAAUUGUAUAAAAAAGUUGAGACAAGAGAAACGAAGCCCUACAGCAGUCCUAAUGACUAUUUUGCCUACUUGUUUGACUUUGAAAAAUUCAUCGAAUCAAAUACUGGCUAUAUAUCCAACAAAUAGGGUAGUUUAUGUUGGAUCUGCUAGAGAUAAGGAUUCGAGAUAUUUUGGAUUGGUUACUAGUGCAAUUUCUGAUACAAAUUCAAGACAAAAUGUUGAUGAUUGGCAUUCAAACUUGAAUACGAAGAAAAGUUACUCAGAUAUAGAUAUUUCUAACAGUUGCCAUAUAUUUGUAACAGAUCCAAAACUAAUUGAUCAUAAUAUUCAUGCAAGGAAAGCAGAAAUAUUCAAUAUUGUUUGCAGUGUAGAUCCUAUAUCGGGCCGCUGUUUAGAGUUUCCUAAAGAUUCACUCUAUAUUGUGAGUUUGAUACAGAGCAUGUAUAAGUUGCAGUGUGAUGUUCAUAGUGCUAGACUGAAUAUUGAGGAAAGAGCUUUACCCCUAUUGGCUAAUUCUCCACAACCCAGUGCUUCCAGCAAUUCAGAUUCAGGAAUAGGAUUCAGAGAUGAUUUCAAUUCAAUAAGUGAUAGAAUUGUAUUGGUCGAGUUUCCUGCAAGACAUUUGGAGAGUUCAAGGAAAUAUAAUAAUAAUUUCAUCGUAGAAGAAAAUGUGGAUAAUAGGGAAAAUAUUGUGAGAAGUUCUGACUAUUGCUUGAAUCCUGAAGAAGUGAAACCUAAUGCUUUAUUGAAAAUGGUGCUCAAUAAUGAAAAGCCAUUGAAUAAUGUUCAGAAUAUAAAAACAUACGAGGGUGUGAGCAUAAAGAACAGUUUUGGUGACUCAAAGGUGGAAAACACAAAAAACAGUAAUAAGAUAGAAGGCCAGCUGAAUAAUUUCUCCCAUUCUGAAAAACUAUCAUUCAGACCCUCUUUCGAUAAACUAACUAGAAACGUUUCACCCUCAAGUUUCACCAGUUCUGAUGAUAACACUAAAACUAACGAAGCUUGUGUUAGGAGUGUCCCUAACAGGUAUGACCAAUCAAUUGUCAAUGCUGGAGGUUUUAAGGAAUGUGAUAUCAAGAGUAAUUUUAAUGAGUUUGAAAUGACUGGAAAUAACUUCACUUUCAAUCAGUGCAAUAUAAAUAGCUAUCAAGAAAGACCUAUCGAUGUCCCAAUUGAAAUGGAGCUUGAUAGAUCAAACAUUUGUGUAUACUCUGUUCCAAACAAGGAGGAAACUGAAUUCAAGAGAUCCGCAGACAGUUUGUCGAUGGGCAGUGGACGAAGCCUUGAAUUGGGCAAUUCUAUGAGCGUUUUCAAGACGCCAAGUGCGGUUUUCUUCGAACGCAAAUCUAAACACACCCCAAAAUUGGCUAGUAGUUGCGAUGACUUGAACAAGUGUGGCAAUAAUAAGAAAAAGUUGACUCCUAAGAAGUGUGGCACUUCCAAACCAAACUAUAGUUAUGAGGAAUUGAAUAAUAUGGAUUUCGGUCAGCAGUUGGGAUAUGGCAGUUUGAACGACUUGUUCUUCUCCAACUGGGGCAGUAAUCGAGAGAGGAGGCAGAUUGCCAGAAGUGAACCCGAUGUGAGAAUGCAGGAAGGAACUGGAAUGUCUUGUUUUAUGAACGAAACUGACUGCCAGGCCAGCAAGGAUGCACAGGAGAGUUCGGUACAAGUGUGGACUACUUCCUUCGAGAAGCUGCUGGAGGACACUGAAGGACUCAAGGCGUUCACCGAAUUUUUGAAAAAGGAGUUCAGCUCGGAAAACAUCGACUUCUGGAUAGCUGUCGAACGCUUCCGCCAUUUACCAAGCGGACAAGAGAAGAAAGCCGAAGCUAGAAGAAUCUAUCAGCAGCACAUCUGUGUGGGUGCUCCAGAGGCAGUUAACGUUGAUUCGCACGGUAGACAGUGCGUUGAGCAGGCAUUACACGAGGCGACAAGCAAUAUAUUUGACCAAGCACAGAAGCAGGUGUUGAAUUUGAUGAAAUUCGAUAGUUAUCCGAGAUUUCUAAAGUCGGACGUCUACAAACAGUGCCUGGUGAAUAGUACAAAACCUAAUGGAGCUACACCGAUAAAACUGAAGAAGAGUCUGAGCAAUGCAGAAGACAGGAGAAGGAAGAGUCUUUUACCGUGGCACAGGAAGAGUAGGUCCAAAUCGAAAGACAGGUUCGAAAAUGGGGAGUCUCUGAGUAUCAAAGGAGGAGAUGGUUCGUUAAAAAACGAAAUUCAUAGCAGUAGAUCAUCACUGACGUCACUGGAUCUCGCUAUCGCUAACAAUAUGCAAAAUGUUAAGGAGGACUCCGAAUCUUUCCCUGGAAACCUACUGUGUCGUAUUAGUUUUGGUAACUGUAGUACAACCGUAGUACAAAUUAGACCUUCAGAAUCUAUCAAUGAUCUAGUGCAAAGGUUGUUGGAGAAGAGAGGCUUGAAUUACAGCUCAUUUGAGGUGUAUACUGACAGACAUACAAAGCCAGUCGACUCAAAUGAAUCAUCGACAACAUUAGCAGGUUGCGAGGUCAAGAUCCAACAAAGGGUAGUUUUCAAACUUGACCUUCCGAAUAGGAAAACAGUCUCGGUGAAGUCGAAAGCGACCAAAAUGAUCAUCGAUGUGCUUAAGCCUAUUCUACACAAGUACGACUUCACACUGGAUCAAGUUGUUGUGAUUAAUGCAAAAGAUGGAGGCUCUUUGAUCGAUAUUCGAAGUCCGAUCACCAAUAUUGACAAUUUAAGACUGCAAGUCCAACUUAUAGAAAAAAAUACCGGCAGUAUUCCCGAACAGAGAAAUGAUACCAGUGCUUCGAAAACCAACAAAUUAGUUGAAAUAACAAACCAGGUUUUUGAAGGAAUUCUCCAUGAAAAAUCGGAAAACACUAAUUCAAAACCGAAGUCAGGAUCAGUAAAGAGCGAAGACUUGGGCUCGGAACAUUCUUCUAGCUAUUUUGGAAAAUUUCUGCGCAGAGAUUCUUCUAACCAAGAAUGGAAAAAAAAGUCUCUCAUUCCAAGAAGUAAAAUUUUGGGAAAUGCAAUAAGUAAAGGAGCAGUUACUCCGGAUCAGAAUCUGUUGAAGAAUAAGCCAUUGAUAGCCAAGUGGAAAGCCGGAGUUAAUAAACUUCAGGUGUCACCCAGCAGUGAAAGUGAGUGUAAUGAGCUUGUUGAAGGCCUCACCAGGGCUCAAAAGGCUCGAUUGGAAGAUCAGAGGGGUACAGAAAUAAACUUUGAACUCCCUGACUUCCUGAAGGACAAGGAGGAUGAUCGACUGAGGAAAUCCCCUAAUCAUUCCACGGAAAGCAAUUUUGCACCUGACCAAACUUCUAACGAUGCAUCAAAUCCGACUUUGAGCCCCAAAACCAAGGGUGAAUUAGAUGCACGUGUUAAUUAUGAAAAUCAAAGUAUAAGGCCGGAAAAUAGAAGUAAAGAUGACUCCCCUGUAAACACUCCGAGUAAACAGAUGAAAUUGAAUAAUGUGAGAAGUUUCCUCCCUAAAUUCUCAACAGAAAGCAAUAAUUUCAAAUCUAGUCAGAUUGGUACACAGAAAACUUUUGAAAGCCCUCUUGGUAAGGAGUUUAAAAUGGAGCCCCCGCCUCUACCGCCAAAACCUAAGAUAGUGCCUCUGAAACCCCCAAAUUGGGGACAGAGCGAAUUCCGCAGGCCUAAAGAGAUUUCACAGAAUAUAAAAAAUAAACAGGCCUUAUUCUUGGAACACCCUUCUAGCAGCUUUGUUUGAAAUGAAAGAAUAUUCGAAUUUUAUUUAUUCAGAUUGUAUUAUUAAGAAAGCUUCAUAUUAUAUUUAUAAUUAAUUUUUUAA
Molecule: messenger RNA, 4639 nt
Organism: Coccinella septempunctata (seven-spotted ladybird)
Lineage: Eukaryota; Metazoa; Arthropoda; Insecta; Coleoptera; Coccinellidae
Product: regulator of G-protein signaling loco
Exons: 10
Coding region: 131-4558 (1475 amino acids)
Biological process (GO): signal transduction
Molecular function (GO): GTPase activator activity; protein binding
Source: RefSeq, a predicted model, not a curated record